Eimeria mitis is the source of this 843-nucleotide messenger RNA. RefSeq lists its product as uncharacterized. The transcript has 5 exons. The coding region runs from base 1 to 843 and encodes 280 amino acids. NCBI's taxonomy places the organism in Eukaryota, Apicomplexa, Conoidasida, Eucoccidiorida, Eimeriidae. The record is from RefSeq and is a predicted model, not a curated record.
AUGGACAGGAGGCGGAUGUGGGAGUCAUCGUUUUUCAUCAACUCCUUCAUGAACCUCGAGACGAAGGAGCAGUACUUUUUCUACUCCAUCACCUUUGGGCAUGUUAACAAGAAGCGAGUAAUUCGUGGCUCUUUACGUCGCCGCUUUCUGUUUACCCCGGGCUACAGAUUGGGCCCUGGGGAGUAUCGCCCGUUGGCAGCUCCUCUGGUUGUAUGGCCUUUGAAGGUCUUUUUGCUUCCUUACAACCAACUGCAUAACUUCUGCAUUACUGUGGAGCAGUGGAAGAUAAGCGACUUCUCGUUCAAUAGUCUGUAUGCAUCAGCCAGACUGACCCUCAAAGAAAUCAUCGAUAUGGAGCCGGAGUUCCAGCUCCUUCUAAAACGCAAACUCCCAGGCAGCAAACGCAGUUACGAGGUGCACAAGAUGCGGGUUUCUCUUCAACUAAAUGAGGUUUUUGACAUCGACAUGGUGUUCGACAGUUGGUGGUUUCUGCCGGACAAGAAAAUGCCUGCGAAGCUUCAGCAUCACGCAAAGGCACUUUCCCUCAAUGUCCCCGUUCAGGGAAGAGGAGUCGUCAAGAAACUCACAACUAACCCCAGCAAAUUUCAACAGGGAGAAAUCAUUGGCAACAUCCGAUGCUUUGUGCGGUCCGUUGGGGUUUUGGGUUACGAGAACGUUCCCUUCCGGCCAAUGCAGACAGUCGCAGGCACUGCCCUCGUGACGCAACUUAACUUGAAGGAACAGUAUCUUGUCGUGAGAGUUUUUAAGUGCGAGAACCUCCCCGUCGCCAAUGCAGAUUCGUUUAGUUCUAACCCAAUGGUGAAGGUGAGCAACGGAUUUUAG